This is a messenger RNA of Octopus sinensis (East Asian common octopus), 3769 nucleotides long. RefSeq lists its product as uncharacterized. Gene Ontology annotation, biological process: oligosaccharide metabolic process; protein N-linked glycosylation. The transcript is spliced from 21 exons. The coding region runs from base 683 to 3733 and encodes 1016 amino acids. The record is from RefSeq and is a predicted model, not a curated record. Lineage: Eukaryota; Metazoa; Mollusca; Cephalopoda; Octopoda; Octopodidae. Gene Ontology annotation, cellular component: endoplasmic reticulum membrane. Gene Ontology annotation, molecular function: Glc3Man9GlcNAc2 oligosaccharide glucosidase activity.
AACUAUAAAAAAAAAAAAGAAAGAAAACAAGAAAAAAAUUCUUUGCGAAUAUAAAAUGAUUGGUUUAGAUUUAAAUCAAGAGAAAUCUGAAAGUUCUCUUAGAACUUUAUCUCUACAACUGUUACCUUUCCGAAAGGCGGCUGAGGUUCAGAAACUUAACCAAGAGCAGAUAACUCCUUUUUUUUCUAAAAUCAGUUAUGCCAGCUUUCUCAAGAAAGGUGCAUGUAAUUGUCAUCGCUGAGAUUUAACUUUUUAAGUUACUGCAGUAUUACAAGUGUUGGCUAUGCUCCAAAUGUAUAUUGCAGGGUAUUGUUCACUCACCAUGACUGUCAAUAGAUUUUCUUGAUUUAACAACUUUUUCGUCAUCUUAUUUAUCUUUUUUUUUUCGUAUGUACCAAUGAAGAAAAUAAGAUGUCUAUUUAUUUCUACCUCUACCUAUCCUGUGUCUCAUUACUAACAAGUAAUGACCAAAACUACUGAUUUCUGCACUUUUUUUACACUUUCACUAUUGUGUGAAACCAGAUUAUUUUCGCUGCUGGAUCUCUUUAAUUCCAUUUCGUCUUUUACCGUUUCAAUCGUCCUGAAGAAUCAACUUUCAAACACUAAAAUUAUAGAUAAGAAAACAAUAACUGGGACUUCAACGUUUAUUAUACCCAUUAAUCUGUAAAUCAAAGAAUUUUCAAUGGGUGACGAAUUCUUUGGGCCCUACCUCUCUGAACGCCAGUGGGGGACCGUCCGUGAAGACUACUCAUUUUCUGGAGACUGUUGGAAAUAUUGUACACAUCAUGACUCUCUCAACACAGUUUACCUUCAUGGAGAAGAUGGCUUGUUUGGCUGGUCCGAUUAUAAAGCCAAAUUAUGUGCAUCUGUAGCAUUGUGGAAUGGAAAAGAUACUAUACUUAAAGAGAGGUUAUUUGGGCUUACUGGGCCUCAGGGUAACCAUGGCGAGGAUGUUAAAGAACUAUAUUACUAUCUAUGUAAUGUCCCUAACCACAACUAUAUGAAGGCUCUGUAUCAGUACCCACAGACAAAUUUCCCAUAUAAAAAAUUAAUCAAACAAAAUAGAAAACGUUGUUUUGCUGAACGAGAAUAUGAAAUAGUUGAUACAGGUGCAUUUGUUUCUGGGUAUUGGGAUAUUUACAUGGAAUUCGCUAAAGAAGAGGAAAAAACCUGUCUUUGUCGUUAUACUGUACAUAAUCAAGGAAGUGAGCGUGCAACACUGUAUAUUCUACCUCAAAUAUGGUUGAGAGAUACGUGGAGCCAUUAUAGCUGUGAUAAAUGUCACACAUUCUCAAAACCAACGAUGAAAAUGCAUAAUGAUAAAAACGAAAUUUGUGUUCAUUAUUCCGAAGGAUGUUUUGUUGCCAAAUUUGAUUGUGGUCCUGAUGGUAGUUUUCCAACCAUGCUUUUUACUGAAAACGACAGCCAAACAUCUAAUUACACCAAAGACGCUUUCCAUCGAUAUAUUAUUUCUAAUGAAUUAACUUCUGUCAAUCCAGAAAUGCAAGGAACCAAAUGUGGUGCUCUUUAUCGCUUAACUGUAGACCCAGGAGAAAGUCAAAUUGUUCAAUGGUGUUUGUAUUCAGAAAGUGCUGUUGCUGAAUGCAGCAACUUUAAAUGGGUAUUUGAAGAGAUUUUAAGGAAAAGAGAGAAAAAUGCUAAAAACUUUUAUACUAUGAUAUUAAGUCCCUCUUGGACUGAAGAAGAAAGAAAUAUUGCCUGUCAAGCAUACUCUGGUCUCCUCUGGUCCAAACAGUUUUAUUGUUAUGAUGUUCGUAAAUGGAUAGAAUCAACUAUUAUACGUUCAGAAAGAAUGUCCCCAGAAAGUCUGUUUUGUGCAAGUGGUUGUAAUAACUGGACUGAUGCUUCGAGAAAUCAGCACUGGAUAUCUCACCUCCAAAACUGUGAUAUUAUUUCUAUGCCUGACAAAUGGGAGUUCCCUUGGUAUGCUGCUUGGGAUUUGGCAUUUCAUAUGAUUCCAUACAGUUUCCUUGACCCUGAUUUCUCCAAGAAGCAACUUCUUUUACUGUUAUCUGAUAAAUAUCUACAUCCAAAUGGUCAGCUUCCUGGUUGUGAAUUUGACUUCAGUGAUACAAACCCCCCUGUACAUUGUUGGGCGUGUCUCUCUGUUUAUCAUAAUAGUGGUUCAUAUGAUGUGAGCUUUCUAAAGAAAUGUUUUCACCGAUUAUUAUUGAAUUACAACUGGUGGACAAACACAAAUAAAAUUUCUGGCCCUGGUCAUCUAUAUUCUGGAGGUUUCUUAGGUAUGGACAAUAUUUCGAUAUUCAACCGUUCCACUGGAUCACCACCUGGAUAUAUCCUUGCUCAGGCUGAUGCCACUGGAUGGAUGGCAUUUUUUUGUGUGAAAAUGUUUGAAAUGGCUAUUGAGCUCAUUAAAACUGACCCAGAUUAUGCAGAUAUAGCAACACAAUUUUUUAGACAUUUUUUACUUAUAGCUGAAAAUGGAUCUCAAUCUACUAACAAAGCUGGAUUUUGGCAUGAGGACGAUAAAUUCUUCUAUGAUAUGCUGCUUUCACAAGAAUCUGACACAAUCAUUCCACUCUGCAUACGAUCACUAGUAGGCCUUGUUCCUUUGCUUGCUACAACUGUUAUUGAUCUUUCAUCAAUAAGGAUGAAUUAUCCUGAGCUUUUUGUUGUCCUGAGUGAUGCUUCUUGCAGCAGUAGCAAGGUGCAUAUCGACAACAACAAGCUAUUUUUAUCAUUCGUUUCUUCUGAACAGCUCCAACAUAUUCUGGGUUACCUAUUCAGUGAGACAGAAUUCUUGUCUCCCUUUGGAAUUAGAUCUCUUUCAAAGCACCAUGAACAAAAUCCUUACAGAGCCCCAGUACAGUUGGGGAUGAGUCAAAGUAGUUUCCACGACAUUGAUGAAGAAUGUCAUUGUAGAGAGAGAGAGGAAGCAAAAGAAAGAGAGAAACAAAAACGGAGAGAGGAAAGAGAGAGAGAAGAGAGAGAGAGAAAAGAAAGAGAGAGACAAGAAAGAGAGAGACAGAAAAGAGAGAGUGAGAAAGUUAGUGAGGAAGAAAGUGAGAAAGUUAGUGAGGAAGAAAGUGAGAAAGUUAGUGAGGAAGAAGAAGAAGAAGAAGAGGAAGAAAUAGAAGAAGAAGAAGAGGAGGAGGAGGAAGAGGAGAGUGAAGAUGAGAAGUCAUCUAUAAUUAUUAUGGCAACUGCUGAACAGACUGAAGCCGAUCAAGAGGAGAGUUCUACAAAUCUUGAAAGUGACAUGCAAAUGGAUGAUAAAAAUGUAAUAGAAGAAGAGGAAAGUGAUGAUGAUAUACCUGUAAAGAGAGCUAACAACAGAAUCCUGAGAUAUUCUCCAGGAGAAUCACCUACUAAUAUGUUUGGUGGCAACAGCAACUGGAGAGGUCCCAUCUGGUUAUGUAUGAACUUCAUGCUCCAUGAAUGUUUAGAUAUUUACUAUAAAGCAUUUGGCAAUGAGUAUACUGUAGAGUUCCCCACUGGAUCAAAUGAUAGAAAGAACCUCCAGGAUAUAAGAAAAGAAAUAUCCAAAAGAAUUGUAUCUCUUUUCCUCCCGAACAGAGAAGGCUGCCGACCACUUCAUGGUAAUGAACCACUUUACCAAAAAGAUUAUUUACGACAUAUAGUACUAUUCUAUGAAUAUUUCAAUGCAGAAAACGGACUCGGUUGUGGUGCUAGUCAUCAAACUGGAUGGAGUUCUAUAGUCGUGGAAUUUAUAAGAAAUCUACAUUCUUGACACCAAGUCAAUUAAAUUUCCUUGGUUUUUAAAUCA